This is a messenger RNA of Gastrolobium bilobum, 1734 nucleotides long. Its product is annotated as fructose-bisphosphate aldolase 3, chloroplastic. Gene Ontology annotation, cellular component: cytosol. The record is from RefSeq and is a predicted model, not a curated record. Bases 191 to 1372 code for a protein of 393 amino acids. Gene Ontology annotation, molecular function: fructose-bisphosphate aldolase activity. Gene Ontology annotation, biological process: glycolytic process; fructose 1,6-bisphosphate metabolic process. The transcript is spliced from 6 exons. NCBI's taxonomy places the organism in Eukaryota, Viridiplantae, Streptophyta, Magnoliopsida, Fabales, Fabaceae.
GGACGGAGUGGCCGAGAUAUAUACAAAGAGAGUGUGUGUGUUAGCAAUAGCAAACCUUGUUUUUCUCUAUAAACCCAUACAACAUCAACAUAUACACUCACAUAUCACAGUUUCAUUAAACACAUCAACAACAACAACAACAACAUUGUACUAUUACAAACUCUUCUCUUCUCUUGUAUUCACAAACUCAAUGGCGUGUUCAAGCUUCGCCAAGCUCAACUCUUUGUCUUCCCAGUGGAUCGGCAACAACUCCUUCUCUUCUCGCCGUGGAUCUUCCCCUCUCAUCGCCACUCGCCGAGUUUCCCUUCCGAUCCGCGCCGCUUCUUACGCCGACGAACUUGUCCAAACCGCCAAAACUAUUGCAUCUCCUGGUCGUGGCAUUCUUGCAAUUGAUGAGUCAAAUGCAACUUGUGGAAAGAGGUUAGCAUCCAUUGGAUUGGAUAAUACUGAGGUCAAUCGCCAGGCCUACAGGCAACUUCUGCUGACAACACCUGGCCUUGGUGAAUACAUUUCUGGUUCCAUUCUUUUUGAAGAAACCCUUUAUCAGUCAACAGCAGAUGGAAAGAAGUUUGUGGACUGCCUCCGUGAGGAGAAGAUUGUACCUGGCAUCAAAGUUGAUAAGGGUUUGGUCCCUUUGCCUGGUUCAAACAAUGAAUCUUGGUGCCAAGGGUUAGAUGGAUUGGCUUCUAGAUCUGCUGAAUACUACAAGCAGGGUGCUCGGUUUGCCAAGUGGCGGACAGUUGUUAGCAUUCCAUGUGGUCCUUCUGCAUUAGCUGUUAAGGAAGCAGCAUGGGGACUUGCACGUUAUGCUGCUAUCUCUCAGGACAACGGUCUUGUUCCAAUUGUAGAGCCUGAGAUUCUUCUUGAUGGGGACCACCCAAUUGAGAGGACACUGGAAGUGGCCGAGAAGGUCUGGGCAGAAGUCUUCUUCUAUUUGGCUGAAAACAAUGUCAUUUUUGAGGGAAUUUUACUCAAACCCAGCAUGGUUACACCUGGAGCUGAACACAAGGAAAAGGCUUCUCCAGAAACCAUUGCCAAAUAUACUCUAACCAUGCUUAGAAGAAGAGUUCCUCCUGCAGUCCCAGGAAUCAUGUUUUUGUCAGGUGGACAAUCUGAAGUGGAAGCAACACUAAAUCUUAAUGCAAUGAACAAAAGUCCCAACCCAUGGCAUGUUUCUUUCUCGUAUGCACGAGCUCUGCAGAACACUGUGCUUAAGACGUGGCAAGGACGCCCGGAGAAUGCAGAAGCUGCUCAGAAAGCUCUUUUGGUGCGUGCUAAAGCAAACUCCUUGGCUCAACUUGGAAGGUAUUCUGCCGAGGGUGAAAGUGAGGAAGCCAAUAAGGGAAUGUUUGUCAAGGGCUAUACCUACUAAAAGUUUAGGUGUUUUCGUGCCUUUGUUUUGAACUAUUUAUCAUUCCUUAGUAGCAGUGAAUUCUGAGGAGACUUAGAUGUUUGUACUUUUUUUCACCCCUAACUUCUAGCAAAUGAGUUUGAAUAAAGUGAGCUAUAAAAGAAAGCUUUUCUUGGUGCAGUCGAGGUUGGGGAUUAGUAAAAGUCCACAAGGGAAAGAACAUGAGAAAAACAAUAUUUACUUUGUUAUUGGUUAUUUGUGCUGUUCAAAGAUUUUGCUCUUUGUAGUCCCGUUUGUGAUGGGGAACCUCAUAUUGGCUUCUUCUUUUUUUUGGUAAACAACAUAUUGGCUUAUGUAAUCGAUUGUUCUGUGAGUGAUAUAUU